AAUUCAGCAGACCCGACCAUUUGGAUCAUUUUUGAUGGCUCAGCGUCUCAUUCAGUUUCCACUCACUUAUUCUUCCUCUCCUCAUUCGACGAUGACGUCUCUGACUCUCGGUUCCGCCGCCUCCCGCCUCCUACCCUCCGCCACCGCCGCUACCUCUGCCGCCAAACUUUCCCUGUCCUCUCCACAUUCUGUCAAACUCUUUCGAUCCUCUCCUCUCAUCUCCCACCUCUUCCUCCCUCAGAAAGGAGCUGCGGCGGCGAGUAGAUUGUUGCGGAGUAGAAGUUCAAGUUACAGCACGGUGACGAAAUGCUUCGCUUCGGACCCUGAGCAGUUGAAGAGUGCCAGAGAAGAUAUUAAGGAACUCCUCAAGACCAAGUUCUGUCAUCCUAUUUUGGUUCGCUUGGGAUGGCAUGAUGCUGGUACUUACAACAAGAACAUAGAGGAUUGGCCACAAAGAGGUGGAGCUAAUGGAAGUCUAAGAUUCGAGAUUGAAUUGAAACAUGCUGCAAAUGCUGGACUUGUAAAUGCGCUUCAACUGCUGCUGCCUAUCAAAGACAAGUACUCUGGUGUCACUUAUGCAGAUCUAUUUCAGUUGGCUAGCGCCACUGCUGUGGAGGAAGCUGGUGGGCCAAAAAUUCCAAUGAAGUAUGGAAGAGUGGAUGUCUCUGGACCUGAACAAUGCCCAGAAGAAGGAAGGCUUCCGGAUGCGGGCCCUCCUUCACCUGCUGCUCAUUUACGUGAUGUCUUCUAUAGGAUGGGUCUGAAUGAUAAGGAAAUUGUUGCACUUUCUGGUGCACACACAUUGGGAAGGUCAAGACCAGAGCGUAGUGGUUGGGGCAUGCCAGAGACAAAAUACACGAAAGACGGCCCAGGAGCCCCAGGAGGACAAUCUUGGACUGUCCAGUGGCUAAAGUUUGAUAAUUCCUACUUCAAGGAUAUUAAAGAAAGAAGGGAUGCUGAGCUGCUAGUUUUGCCAACUGAUGCUGUUCUUUUUGAAGAUCCUGCAUUUAAGGAAUAUGCUGAGAAGUAUGCAGCAGAUCAAGAAGCAUUUUUCAAAGAUUAUGCUGAGGCUCAUGCUAAACUUAGCAACCUUGGAGCCAAGUUUGAUCCUCCUGAGGGUUUCUCUAUUGAUGAGGGUACAUCACAACCUCAGCCAGAGAAGUUUGUUGCAGCCAAUUACUCAACGGGAAAGGCUUAGAAAUACAAGUGUCUUCUUUUCUUGCCGUUUGUUUUAAUAACACAAGAUGAAGCAAUUUCCAAAUCCUGUGAACUCAAAUCUAAAUUUUGGAAGUCUUGUUCAAGGAGAAGAAUAAAUUCAAUGAGUAUUGCCUAUUUGACUUGCAGAGCGAGCUCUCAGAAGCUAUGAAGCAAAAGAUAAGGGCAGAAUAUGAAGGAUUGGGGGGAAGCCCAGAUAAGCCUCUCCCGUCAAACUAUUUUCUCAAUAUUAUGAUCGUAAUAGGUGUCUUGGCUAUUUUGACAUCCUUGCUUGGAAACUAAGAUGAUUUGGAACUUUGUUGAUUUGCUUAUUUUGCGUGUUUAGCAUUGUUAUUAUGGGAAUCAUUUGUGCCAGUUAGUUUACAAAUCAUGGUACAGACUCUGCUACACCAGCACGCACGGUGGCUUUUGCUUUGGCAGAACGGAAA
Coffea arabica (coffee) is the source of this 1643-nucleotide messenger RNA. Its product is annotated as probable L-ascorbate peroxidase 6, chloroplastic/mitochondrial. Gene Ontology annotation, molecular function: heme binding; peroxidase activity. Lineage: Eukaryota; Viridiplantae; Streptophyta; Magnoliopsida; Gentianales; Rubiaceae. The record is from RefSeq and is a predicted model, not a curated record. Gene Ontology annotation, biological process: hydrogen peroxide catabolic process; response to reactive oxygen species; cellular response to oxidative stress.